This is a messenger RNA of Fonsecaea nubica, 3030 nucleotides long. RefSeq lists its product as hypothetical. Lineage: Eukaryota; Fungi; Ascomycota; Eurotiomycetes; Chaetothyriales; Herpotrichiellaceae. The record is from RefSeq and is a predicted model, not a curated record. The coding region runs from base 1 to 3030 and encodes 1009 amino acids. The transcript is spliced from 3 exons. Gene Ontology annotation, molecular function: RNA polymerase II cis-regulatory region sequence-specific DNA binding; DNA-binding transcription activator activity, RNA polymerase II-specific. Gene Ontology annotation, biological process: regulation of transcription by RNA polymerase II. Gene Ontology annotation, cellular component: nucleus.
AUGGCAGACAACCACUCUCGACCGCGUCAAUCGGUCGUCAAACCUGCCUGGCCGACAAGAUCAAAUGCAUUUGUCUCAAUACCAGACGAGGGCAGUGCAUCUGCGUCUGCCCUACACUCAGCCUACCCAACGGAUCCUGUCUUGACAGGGUUGCAGACCCCGUUGACGGCCAUGGACUCUCCCGAUGACCACAUUCCUAGAAGUUUCUUUUCGUCCUCUGAUGUUCCAUUCCCGGAUUACUCUGGCUCCUUUGAACCCUACCCGUUCCAACAUAUGCAAGGCGACUCCCAGUAUUCCAUUUCGUCUCCUGGUACAUCGCUCCCACCUCGCUUUGUGGAAUCGUCUUCUGCUGCUGUCGACGGUGUUACCAGUCACCAGCCCGCUGCCGCACCAUGGAAUCAUCUGACUGCCACCGGAGGAGUACUUGCCUUUUUAUCUGACACAGGGAGCUCUAAUGAACCUGGACUGCCUCCACGACAUCUGGAAACUCCUCUUCAUGAUCGUACAUUCUCUUCUGCCAGCGCACAAAAAUCCCUAGGAGAUUCAGGCUACGAGACUCGAUCAAGGAAAUCUCAGCAUGAAGUAGACUCGGUCAUGGACGAGCAGACAGAAAUGGAUGACCAGGACAUGGACACAACUUCCCAUUUGCCACCCUAUGCUCAUUCCACUCGCCCACCCAACACCUCUCGUGCCCCGAAUGCAACUCAACGACCGCAGCAAAGACCUGGAGAGUUGGAAUGUUCGGAAUGUAGGUAUACGGGCAAGACAAGGUCCGAUCUGAAAAAACACUGUGCUCGCCACAAGCGCGAGCACAAAUGUCCCUUUGCGGAGUGCGCCCGGCACGCCAAAGGGUUUGCAACUGUCAAUGACCUUGACAGACAUCUAAAGGCGGUGCAUAACAUCAACAACCGGAAGACCAGAUCCUACAAAUGUUUCGCCGACGGCUGCAACAAAGCGGGAAAGGAAUGGCCUCGGUUGGACAAUUUCAAGCAGCACCUCAAAAAGAUGCAUGGCGAAGAGACCGUGGAUGAUCUGCUUCAAGCGUACGUGUCCGCCCUCUGCUGCAUAUUCUUCGCGCUGACUCUUGCAAGGUCCAACAAAUGGUAUGAGCAGCAACCUCAACAUGCACAUGCGGAUGAGACGGCAUCCCUUGCGCCGUCGAUCGCCUCGCCCUCGUCGCCCUUGGUUUCCGGUCACGAUCGGUUUCCCCUUUCUGACAAUAACAACAGCUAUUCAAAUGCCGCCCACGUUUUCAAUUCAAACAUGCCCGAGACCGUCCAGAUGUCUCGCCAGACAAGUCACAAUGGUCAGGUCAAUAAUCAAGAUCUAAUCCGGCCCUUGGGCCUAACCCACGCGAUGUCGCAACAACAUCCGGGCCGACACAUAUCCACGGCGACCCAGAACCACAGCUUGCGACAAGCGCGAGCCUUUCCUAACCCGGACAUCAACGACAUGUCACCACCCACAGCCUACAUGCCACGGGCUUGGUCACAGGCCGAUUUUUCUCGCUAUCAAGAUCUGGAACAGCUCCCUCCCGACUUUACCAAUCAAAGAGUCAACUACCACUUCUUCCCCCGUGUGCCUCGGAGAUCCAUUGACGCUGCUGCUGCGGCACUGAAAACGAACUUUGCAUACGACUAUGACCAAUCCUGGAGAUUUAAAAGACCCAAUACAAUUGCCGUCCCAGAUCUUGACCAGGACCGGAUGGCCGACUUCAUCUCACCCCAGGAACUACGGCAUAUCCCCUCAGACCUCAAGUGCUCACAAGAAGAAGCCCUUGGCUUUGUUGGAAGUAGUACCAACCCCGCCAUCGCCGAUGGCGGCUUGGGGUCCUCGCCACACCAAAGCUACCAAGUCAACAUAUCCCCACCCGAGAAUUCGUCCAAGUCUGAGCUCCAGAAGGCGAUGGAAGAGGAAAUCCACUCGUUUUUAGAACGUCAUCGCUCCAACGGAGGAAAUGAAUUGCGCUCCGAUGAGGAGAUUUUGACUCAAUUCCGCUUGUCAUUACACGGCAGCGAUGCCAUGACGAGUUACGCUGCCUCAUCUGUGGGGCCGCUGUCGAGGACCACCGACGCCGAACUUUCUGGAGGCAUCCGAUCGCCUGCGACAAGGUCGACGCAGUUUCGGUGCCACUAUGAGGGAUGCACAAAGGUGAUGCAAAGGCAAAGUGAGCUAAACAAGCACAUGAAACGGCAUCAGAAGCCAUAUGGUUGUGUCCACGACGGAUGCACCAAAACCUUUGGCAGUAAAGAUGAUUGGAAGAGGCACGAACGGAAUCAACACGAACAACAAGAGUGCUGGCAUUGUCAUCGAUGUUUUCGUGUCUUUUUUCAUGAUUCAUCACGCUUCAUCAGGCAUAUGCAGGAAGCCCAUUCGAUUCCACGACCCGAGGAAGUGGCCCCGGAACGCCGAGUAUCACGCAACCAUCAGGGUCGAUUCUGGUGUGGAUUCUGCAAGGAUAUCAUCGUACACGUACAGACUGAUACAGAUGCCAUCACGCACCGCUUCGGUCACAUUGCCGAUCACUUCAUGAAGGAGAACAAGUCAAGCAAGGAGUGGGUGGAACUCACAGGCAAUGGAAAGACCAAGGGAGCACUAUCUGAGGAGAGGAAGCAGAGCCAAGGUAUCACAGCUGAAGAGGAUGAAGAUAUCGCAGAUGCCUCACAGACGCCCUCCUGUGGUUCUCAAUCUUCGGCUUCCCAGCAGAGCGGCCUGUCGCCAACCUACCAGCCUUCCUCAAAGCAUGCCGUGGGUCCCCACAGCACUCAGCAGAAAGCAUCAAGUAUGGGUCAAACCCCUGGCACGACAGCAGUCUCUCGAACGUCGGAUACACUCGACCACAGUCAGACUCGGAACCCGACCUCUGGUCGACGGCACCAUCUGCCACGUAAAGCCUUUGCCACGGUCAUCACCUGCUGCCAGUGCGACUCAUCCAACGCCUAUGGCCUGAGCAAAUUCUGUAUGAUUUCAGAUUGUCAGCACAAGUUCUGCGACCGCUGUGUCUGUGCUCACCCCAAGGGCGCCAUCUAG